AUGCACAGUGACCAAAUGGACAUUCACAACUCGAGAGAGGGGGCGCAUUGCAAGUCCAAAAUGGAUAACAAGAAAGCACAAGUUAAGGAAAUGCUGCACGAGAAAAAAGUGGGGUCCAAAAGGGGCUCCAAAAAGGGGUCAAAAGGAGGGUCUAAAAUGGGCACCGCAAAAAAUAGCCAAGCGAGAACACCAAAACGAUCUCAUUUGAAGAGCACCCCUAAAGAAAAGUCAAACCUUAAGACAGUCAUUCAUUCUGGUGGUAAAUCAUUCAAAAAGAAAAAAAAAAAAUUAAAAAAAAAAUAUGAACAUAUUCAUACGGUAAGUGAUAAUAAGGAUGAGCAUGUGAAGGCUCUUCUAAAUAUACACCAUAAUAGUCACCAUGGUGACACAGAUGAACAGGAAAAUUCCAUCAGCCUAAACAAUUGUAACGGCACGAAAUAUGUAUGUGCAAGGCUGCAGGAAGGAGACCUUAAUGGGGUGAACUUAGCCCCCAACGAUGAAGAAAAAACAGAGGAUAAUUUUCGAACAAAUGGAGAAAAUUUUAUUAAUCCUGCUUGGUCAAACCACAACCGUAGCAACGAUACGUGUCCUAGCCGGGUUACCAUCGACAGCCAGAGCAGCGGUCCGGCUCGCAAUGAUCAGGUCGCUGAUGGCGGUGAAGACAGCGCAGGUGGCGACCAUAACAAACAUGAUAACGAAGAUGACGCAGAUGAUGAGUCUUCGCAAUGUCCGAGUGAAAAAUUCAAAGAUUCACCAAGUGAGAAUCUUCCCCCUCCCCAUGUGCAAGAAAUGCAUAAAAUUAACCCCGUGUUGGAAGAAACACACUCCCGUAUAGUUAAACACAUAAUUGGACAGCCCGAUAUUAAACAUAACUUGUCCUCUGCAUCUGAUGUUUGCAGUUGCUCGGGGGUAGAGGAAGCUAACCCCAGGACGCUGGUCAAAAAUGUUGACAACACCAAUGAUGAAGUAGAAGGGUGUAGGACGGAGUCAUUUGCUGAGGGGAUUUCCCAAGAUGGUGGUGGUGAUGGUGGUGCUGUUAAUGAUGGUGAUGAUGAUGCAGGGGAAGGGGGACACCCAGGGGAAGACGUCAUAAGCGGCGAUGGAGAAGAGAUAAACAAGGGUAACUUAAAGGAACCGCUUAUGGAGGCAAGUAACGAGGUAGAUCCCCACGAGGCUAAAGACGUCUGGGGGGGUAGUACUCAUAUGGAUGCACUAGAGGAGGGGGAAAUAGGAAGAGAAACGAGUGGUGAUUACCAUCCAGAGGAGGACAAGGGAGAAAUGGGAAACCCUCCAAGUGAGGAAAGGUUCAAUGGCCUUUGUUCCGAAGAGAGAGGAGAUAUCGACUCGUCACGUGGCGGAGUCUCCGGAGAACAAGUUAGUGGUGACAUGAGUGUGGCUGGUGAUGUACAACAGCAGCGGGGAGAUGAAAAUGGCCACGGUAAAGAGUACCAAGGAGAAGAGCGUCAAGUGGAAAGUUACCGACCGGAGCAGGGCACACCCGCAAUCACACCCCCGGAAGAAAAGUUCGACUGGCGAAAGAUUCUAAGCUACAACAUGGACACGUCCAAUGGGGGACAAGGAGAAAUGGAAAAACUAAAUCGCCUAAUUAGCUUCCGAGAUAGUGCUGAAAAGUAUCUCCAAAGUUACAUAAACUCUUUCCUAAACGAUUUCUUUUUGAUGUCAUCCUAUCUGCCCUACCUACACUACUACGACCAGAAUACAUACGAUAAAAAGGAAAUGAAUUUUUUAAAAAUUGUGACCCAUUAUAUGGAUCAUUUCCACUGCAAUAAAAAAAUGAGCAAACAAAUACGAGACUUUAAAAACGAUUUUAUAAAUUCACCACUAAAUGAAAAAAUAAAAUAUGUCGAUGAGUUCCCAUUUUUAAAAUUGUCCGAAAUGUGCACAGACAGAGUCAAGGGCCAAUUUCUAAAGGAAAAAUGGGUCGAAAAUAAUUUUCUCCAAAUUGGGCUGAAUGAAUUUGGCUCACCGGUAGCGCAGGAAAGGAAGCAGCAGAAGGGGGAAGAGGAGGAUAAUCAUAGCCAGGUGGAGGAGACACAUGACGCCAAGGAUUCGCUUGAAAGGCGUCCCCUAAAGGAACCUAUAAAAGAGGAACAAGCAUAUCUUUUCCCCAGUGUUAAGGAGACGAAUCCAAACGGGUGCAGGCCAAAGACUUAUCACCAAAUGGGUGAAAAAUGGAACAACGAUAUUUUGUGCGAAAAAAUCAUAUCUGCUCCUUUUUUAAAACAAGGGGAAAUUUCUAAUGGUGACUUUAGGACGAAAAUGAAAACGAUGGUGCAUUCGUUAGAUGAUAGCGGAAGGACGUUUAUUCAAUUGAGUGACACGCAAAAAAAAAUGGACCAUGCUAGUGGGUCCUACCGUUCACACAGUAAACAUUUCAUUCGGAAACAUUUGAACACGGUGGUCAGAAACAAACUGUUCACGGUGCUUCAUUUGACCGAUGCCAAAUAUAGAGAAAAAAUUCACAUAAACAAUGAGGACCGGCAUAUUAUCAACAAUAUUUCUUUUUAUAAAAACAAAAUAAACAGAUUGUAUGCCUAUCUCAUGACUUGCACGCUUAUGGAUCACUCCCCGAACUUUACGAAGCCCCAUAUAUCAUGGAACGGGGGCUCCGAUGUGAAGGGAGAACCCAGAGAUGAUCUCCCAUCCGACAUAACCCCCAGCAAAAGCGAUAGCCUCCGCAGCAGCUCCACCGAAAUACACACAAAAAAUGAGCUCCAGGAAAAGGACAGUGGAUCCCCAAACAGUUGGAAGACUGUUUACAAUUUAAUUAAAAUUUCCGACGAAUUUGUAAAAAAUAAUGCAAGUACGCAGAAAAAUAAAAUCCCACGCAAUUGUAGCCGAGAGAGUCUAUCAAAAGAUAUGGAUAUCCUCACAAGAAUUAUUUUGCAAGACGGGGCAUAUAUUAGUGCACCGCGUGUGGUUGGACAAAAUGGAAAAGGAUCGUACAUCUCCACAUUGUCUAAUAAGGCGAAGAGGUUGAGUAGUUAUCCGGUCGAAUGUGGGGUGGAGGAAUGGGCAAUCCACAAUGGGAAGGGUGCGUUGGAGGUAUUAGCUGAUGGAGCCACGUGUUUUCCACACGUAACGAGCAAAUUGGACGAAGCGGGGAAUGAAACCCUCGAUAAAUCGGAAGAAGUCAGAGGGGGAGGUGAUCUGCAAUGCGGGCCCCGUGAACGUAGGGGAAAAAGGCGCACCUCAGGUUUGAGUGAAGGUGACCAAGUGAAUCACAGCGUACAGAACAGACUGGAGCAAAGACCAGAAGCACGAGGUAACCUCCAGCUCCCUGUGAAGAAAAAAAAAACAGACGACAGCAAAUUUCAGUUGUCUCCCGACUUACAAUUCAUAUACGAUGCGUACAACAACGGAGAACAAAUUAUCGUCGUUCAUAAUAAAAAACAAGGUUUGCAUAAUUUGGACAAGUGUACAAAAAUUACCCGUGUGUCAAAGCGAUCCCUGUUCCAUGCUAAUGACCUUGGGCAGAAUGGGGGUGGCCCUGCGAAGGGAAUUCCAUCCACUGUGUACAAGAGCCAAAUGGGUUACGCGAAGAAUACGAACGGGGCGAAUUUGCCCAUUUCAAAUUCUUCUCAUAUGGCAUAUUCGUACUAUGCACAAAGCCCUUACGACAAUAACAUGGCAUUUAUGCGCAACGACUUGUUUCGCCAGAGGAACGGAGAAGGCACCGAUAGGGGAUACAGUAAGGGGUCAUUGGGUGGAACGAAUGGGACCCAUAUCAUUAACAGUAAUCACAACAUGCUCAUGAAUUAUACCAUCGAGCAUUUGAGUAAAUUGGACAAUGUACAAAACAGGAUAAACUGUGUAGACAGUAAUAACAUCCUGGUGAAUAACUCCAGUGUGGAAUUUACAAAAUGUACAAAUUUGACAAACGCCUUUAACCCUCAAUAUGUACCUGGUGCUCUAAACUAUAUGAAUGGCAUAAAUUCAAGUGUGCACAAUUACUCAAAAGGGAAUUUAAAAGGUAUAAGUUAUUGUAUGAACAGGAAUAAUGUCAGUAACUACCUAACUGUGUCGAACAACUGCUUGAACCAAUUUGAUAAUUUUUCCCACAACAUGUACAACCAAAUGGGGAACACGAAUCCAUUUUUAUAUGAACAAAUGCAAAGGGAAAGCAAUACCUUAAUGAACCAAAAUGGAUACCCCCACUUUGCAUUAACGAAUAAUUAUUUUUCACAUGCUACUAAUUCUUUCACACAAAAUGGACAAGACGGUGGGAAUAACUGUGGAAGCUACUACCAGCCACAUGAGAACAUGAGUUAUACUAAUCAAGGCCAACAAAACGUCGCUAAUAAUGUAGACAGGGGGACGGUCCACAUAGAUGCAAGCAAACAAAUGCAGCAGCCGUGUGUAGAUUUACCAAACAGAACCAGCGACAACCAUUUUGCAGGUGUUACUCAGGAUGGCACUGAUUCUGCGAACCCUCAGCACAAGCCCAGUAGUGAACAUAUGGUGGAGAAGGACAAUAAUGAGGACGCGAUGGGUGUAGUUAAUCAACUGGAAGGAAAGCAACAAGGCUACCUUAACGAUGUAAGCCAGGAUUUAAAUUGCACACACACAGGUAGCACCACCAGCGGGGAAUGCAAAGGAGGAGAUGAUCAUAGGGAGGUUAAUGAGAAGAGUUACCCCCCCAAAGAAAUAAACGAACUGUUGGGGGACGGGAGCAAGCAUGUGGUCAAUACAGAUGUAGGUGGAAAAAACCAUCAACAGUGCGAUGGUAAUGAACCAAAUGGUGACGAACAGGCGAGUAACAUAACUGAAACGGGUGAGGACCAUCUUAAGAGGGAUGUAAAAAAAAGCAGUGACUAUAAUGAUUACAUUCAUGACAAAUUGGAAGUAGAAAAGGAGUCCCCCUUAAACUCGAAUAAUAAUUCUUCGCAAAAUAGUGGCCCAGACACUGGGGGCUCAGCGCCAGGGGUGGAAGACGCGGGUGAGGGGAAAGAAGAGGGGGAUAAUUGUCCCUCCACAGAAGGUACAAAUUCGCAUGUGGAUACCUAUCCAGAGGGUACCAUUAACGGGGACACGGGCGUAAGAAGCGUAGACGGCGACAAACACGAUGGUAGUGCCUCCCCUAACGCCACAGACACGGAUCCUCACAUAGAUUCUGCCUACCACCCAAGCAAUAAUGUCACCCCUCCGCUCCAAAAAAAGAACCACUCACAUGAAGAUAACACAACGAGUGAACAAGUUGCAGAUCAUCCCAACACGUCAAGCAACAAUGACGAGCAUGCAUGUAGCACAAAAGUUCAACAUGUAAUAAACACCUCAAAGGGGGUGAAGGACCCCGUUCAUAACACUCACCUAGUGAAUAACGAUAUUGGCUAUUUUAACAUGAAGAACCAACCCCCUAAUAACAACCACUGUGGCAGCAUUGCCAACUUGGACAUGGGUGCUCCUUUGGUAGAAGCAAAUCGGGACACUUCAUACUAUGGCGGUAGCUCUCCAUUUGGAGGAAACGGGGAAGAGAAAUCGAUAAAUAUUAACAAAACACAUUCCUUUUUUAAUGAAAACGAAAUGGGAGCCCCCAUGGAUGAUGCACAUAUUAGGGAUAGUGUGAUGAACGGCAUGGGCGGAAGUAGUCCCCUCAAUAGCCGGAGCACUGGAAUAGACAUAAACAAAUCGAACCACAUGAACAGUAUAGUCGUUUCCAUAAACAACACGGGGAAUGAAACGAAAUAUAAAAUGACCGAAGAGAUGGUCAACCGGAUGAGACAAGCAGAUGCAUACCAACCCCCCUAUGGGCAUUACCAAUUGAGCGAUCCAGACACGAGCAUGGCAAAUCUGUACAAGCAAUUCAGCGUGAAUGGUAUAAUGCCGCCUCCCUCUUAUCAUAAUGGAAGAAAUAAUAACAUGAAAAAUUACCAAAGUGCAGAAAUGAGGAAUAAUAUAAAUGUACAUAAUUACAAUAUGAAGAAAAAUGACAACGUCGAAAUGACAAAUGAAUAUUUGAGUAUGUCUCCCCCCGUGAACAAUUUCCCUACCCCGUAUGGAUACCUAUACAAUUAUAACAUGGGGAAUUAUUUUGUAAAUGGAGUCAACUGGGUCGGUUUAGAAAAUCGCACAAGUGAUAGACCUGUGAGGAAUAAUGUGAACUUUACGAAUUAUAAUGGCAUGUUCAAUGAAUACUGUGAUGGGGAUGAGGAGGAGUGGGAUGCUCAGCAAGAGGGUUCUCAUCAGGGGGAUCCGCAGCAGGACAGUUCACAUCAGGAGGAUGACGACCGAAGCGGUGGGUCCUUCCCGUCAUCCAGCAAUUUAAAAAAAAGGGACAAAAUGCAAAAGGAAAAGAAAAAUGCCAAUAUGAACACGAACAAACCACAACCAUUCGGGUUAAGUGCCAGCAAGAAAAAAAGGUUAGGAAACAAUGGACCCCCCACAGCCGAGAAAUUAAGCGAAUUGCUACAUGAGAAAAAUUUGUCAGUGCCACAAAUAGCUGCAAUAUACGGAGUGCACAGAACGACUGUCGCAAGAUGGUGCCACAAUAGGAACGUUAUCCAAAAGUCUAGUAGCUACCAGGGGAGGAAAAAAUCCUCCUCCACGGUGGGUGCCGAGUACACCUAG
Plasmodium fragile is the source of this 6588-nucleotide messenger RNA. RefSeq lists its product as uncharacterized. The transcript is spliced from 2 exons. Bases 1 to 6588 code for a protein of 2195 amino acids. NCBI's taxonomy places the organism in Eukaryota, Apicomplexa, Aconoidasida, Haemosporida, Plasmodiidae. The record is from RefSeq and is a predicted model, not a curated record.